Molecule: messenger RNA, 2259 nt
Organism: Lontra canadensis (Northern American river otter)
Lineage: Eukaryota; Metazoa; Chordata; Mammalia; Carnivora; Mustelidae
Gene: TGFBI
Product: transforming growth factor beta induced
Exons: 17
Coding region: 40-2091 (683 amino acids)
Biological process (GO): extracellular matrix organization; cell adhesion
Cellular component (GO): extracellular matrix
Molecular function (GO): cell adhesion molecule binding
Source: RefSeq, a predicted model, not a curated record
CGGCGCUCUCACUUCCCGAGGUCCGCGUCCUCCCGCUCCAUGGCGCUCCUCGUGCGGCUGCUGCCCCUCGUCCUGGCGCUGGCCCUGGGCCCCGCCGCCACCCUGGCGGGCCCGGCCAAGUCGCCAUACCAGCUGGUGCUGCAGCACAGCCGGCUCCGGGGCCGCCAGCACGGCCCCAACGUGUGUGCUGUGCAGAAGCUCAUCGGCACCAACAAGAAGUACUUCACCAACUGCAAGCAGUGGUACCAGAGGAAAAUCUGUGGCAAAUCUACAGUCAUCAGCUAUGAGUGCUGUCCUGGAUAUGAGAAGGUGCCAGGAGAGAAGGGCUGUCCCGCAGCCCUACCUCUCUCGAACCUUUACGAGACCCUGGGCGUCGUUGGAUCCACCACGACUCAGCUAUACACGGACCGCACAGAGAAGCUGAGGCCCGAGAUGGAAGGGCCGGGCAGCUUCACCAUCUUCGCCCCCAGCAACGAGGCCUGGGCUUCCCUGCCAGCUGAAGUGCUGGACUCCCUGGUGAGCAACGUCAAUAUCGAGCUGCUCAAUGCCCUUCGCUACCACAUGGUCAACAGACGGGUCCUGACGGAUGAUCUGAAACACGGCAUGGCCCUCACCUCUAUGUACCAGAAUUCGGGCAUCCAGAUCCACCAUUAUCCCAACGGGAUCGUGACCGUGAACUGUGCUCGGCUGCUGAAAGCUGACCACCAUGCCACCAACGGUGUGGUGCACCUCAUCGACAAGGUCAUCUCCACCAUCACCAACAACAUCCAGCAGAUCAUCGAGAUCGAAGACACCUUUGAGACCCUUCGGGCUGCUGUGGCCGCAUCUGGGCUCAACACCGUGCUGGAAGGGGAUGGUCAGUUCACGCUCUUGGCCCCUACCAAUGAAGCCUUCGAGAAGAUCCCUGCUGAAACCUUGAACAGGAUCCUGGGUGACCCAGAAGCCCUGAGAGACCUGCUGAACAACCACAUCCUAAAGUCGGCCAUGUGUGCAGAAGCCAUCGUUGCAGGGAUGUCCAUGGAGACCCUGGAGGGCACCACCCUGGAGGUGGGCUGCAGCGGGGACAUGCUCACCAUCAAUGGGAAGGCCAUCAUCUCCAAUAAAGACACCCUGGCCACCAAUGGUGUGAUCCACUACAUCGAUGAGCUGCUCAUCCCGGACUCAGCCAAGACGCUAUUUGAGUUGGCUGCGGAGUCUGAUGUUUCCACAGCCGUUGACCUUUUCAGACAGGCUGGACUCGGCACUCAUCUCUCCGGAAAGGAGCGGUUGACCCUCCUGGCCCCCAUGAAUUCUGUAUUCAAAGAUGGAACCCCUAACAUUGAUGCGCAUACAAGGAAUUUGCUUCUGAAUCACAUGAUUAAAGACCAGCUAGCUUCCAAGUAUCUGUAUCAUGGACAGACCCUGGACACUCUCGGUGGCAAAAAACUGAGAGUUUUUGUUUAUCGCAAUAGCCUGUGUAUCGAGAACAGCUGCAUCGCCGCCCACGACAAGAGGGGGAGAUACGGGACGCUCUUCACCAUGGACCGAAUGCUCACCCCCCCGAUGGGGACCGUCAUGGACGUCCUGAAGGGCGACAAUCGCUUCAGCAUGCUAGUGGCCGCCAUCCAGUCUGCUGGGCUGACGGAAAUGCUCAACAGGGAAGGGGUCUACACAGUCUUUGCUCCUACAAAUGAGGCCUUCCAAGCCAUGCCACCAGAAGAGCUGAACAAACUCUUGGGCAAUGCCAAAGAGCUGGCCAACAUCCUGAAAUACCACAUUGGCGACGAGAUCCUGGUCAGCGGGGGCAUCGGGGCCCUGGUGCGGCUGAAGUCUCUCCAGGGGGACAAGCUGGAAGUCAGCUCGAAAAACAACGUCGUGAAUGUCAAUAAGGAGCCGGUUGCAGAAGCUGACAUCAUGGCCACCAACGGCGUGGUCUAUGCCAUCUCCAGCAUCCUGCAGCCUCCAGCCAUCAGACCUCAGGAGCGAGGGGAUGAACUUGCAGACUCCGCACUUGAAAUCUUCAAACAGGCAUCAGCAUAUUCCAGGGCCGCACGGACCUCUGUGAAACUAGCCCCCGUGUAUCAGCGGUUAUUAGAGAGGAUGAAACAUUAGCGCGGAGGACGUGGGAAGAACGCACAUCGGCAGCUCACCGCCACUUCCUCUGAGUUUACCAAAGAGACUGAAUGUUUCUGAAACCAAAUAUCACACUUCAGUGUACCUGGGCUGCACCACAAUGAGAUCUGAGCCCUGGGUGGGUGGAGGGAGGAGGGAAAGAGAUGU